Dermatophagoides pteronyssinus (European house dust mite) is the source of this 3943-nucleotide messenger RNA. RefSeq lists its product as uncharacterized. NCBI's taxonomy places the organism in Eukaryota, Metazoa, Arthropoda, Arachnida, Sarcoptiformes, Pyroglyphidae. Gene Ontology annotation, molecular function: chitin binding. Gene Ontology annotation, cellular component: extracellular region. The record is from RefSeq and is a predicted model, not a curated record.
GAAUUUUAAAUUUUGGCGGGAAUUUUUUUUCGUUGAAAAUCAUGGCAUUCAAAUCUAUUGUGUGUUCAUUAUCAUCAUCAUCAUCACGAUUAUCAUUUGAAUUUUUAUUAAUUUUAAUAAUUUUUAUUGUGAAUUUUAUUCGAGCUCAAGAUAUUGAUCGUGAAAAUAGAUGUUCGAAUGAAGGUUUUUUUCGUGAUCCAAAUGAUUGUGUAAAAUUUUAUCGUUGUACACGUGAUGAAGGUGCAGAUUUUUUUCGUGUCUAUGAAUUUGCUUGUGGUCCGGGUACAGUAUUUGAUCCAACAAUAAGUGUUUGUAAUCAUCCAAGUUCAUCACCACCAUGUGACAAUAAUCAACAACAACAACAACAACUGCCCGAUUAUAAUGCUGCCAAUCAACAACAACAGCCACAACAACAACAAAAUGAUCAGUAUUCAUCACAGCCACAACAACAACAACAACAGCCAUCACAAAAUAAUUAUUAUGAACAACCAAGUAUUAUUCCUGCCCCAUAUCCACAACCAUCAUCUGAACAGCAAUUGCCAAAUAAUGCUGGCUAUCCUGUAUCAAUACAACAACAACAACAACAACCUGGAUCGUCAAAUACAAAUCAAGAUGAAUGGACAUCUGCUAAUAGACAGCCGCCAAAUCAAUCUCCAACCAAUCAAUAUCCAGAUCAUCGUGAUUAUCUACCCGAACAAUUCGGUGAUCCACCAAGUCAACAGCCACAACAAGAGCCAGAAUCUCCACCACAAGAAGAACAACAACAGCCAGAAUCCCCACCACAAUCAUCAGAACAAGAACCAGAAUCUCCACCACAAGAACAACAACAGCAACCUGAAUCUCAACCAUCACAGCAACAGCCAGAGUCCCCACCACAAGAACAACAGCAACCAGAAUCCAAUGUUGAACAACAAUUGACCAAUAUGGAUGAAGAUGAAAUCGCACCAGAAGAUGAAGAUUGUAAUUGUAAACCAGUAUCAUCCAUAUUCCAAUGUAAACAGGAAGGAAAAUUUGCUGAUCAAAAAAAUUGUAAAAAUUUCUACCGAUGUACCAAUGAUAAUAGUGGUGGAUUCAUUGCCGAUCAAUUCGAAUGUGAUAUGGGCAAUGCAUUUGAUGAAAGUAUAGGAAAAUGUGUUCCUGAAUCACAAUCCAAAUGCAAAUCAGAUGCUGGUAAACCAUCACCAAAUGGAACAAAAUCCAAAUCAAAAACAUCACCCGAAAAAGAAAACAUUGCUGAAGAACCUGAACCGGUAGAAAAAUCACCUGAUGAACAAAUGUCAACUACGGCAGCGCCAACAGAUGAAACUGAAACAACUCCAGCAAGUGAUGAUGAUGAAACUAAACCAACAGAAGAUUCCACAAGUGAAGCAACAACUAGUGAACCCAGUACAGAUUCGACUGAAUCAAUGACUGAACCUACAACUGAAUCAUCAUCAUCAACAACAACAACCGAAUCAAGUGAAGAAACAACCGAAUCUACAACAAAAGAACCAUCAACAGAAUCGACUACAGAAUCUGCAGAUGAUAAAACUGAAUCAACAACUCCCACCAAUGAGGAAUCGACAACGCCACAACCAUCAACUGAUAACACAGAGGCAACCACUAAACCAAGUGAUGAAACUGAAGCCACAACAGAACCUUCGAGCGAUAAAACUGAAUCAACAACUCCCACCAAUGAAGAAUCGACAACACCGCAACCAUCAACUGAUGGUACAGAGGCCACAACCAAACCAAGUGAUGAAACUGAGGCCACCACAGAACCUUCUAGCGAUAAAACUGAAUCAACUGAUUCAAAUGAAACAGAAGGUACUACAACACCAUCUUCAGAUGAAAAAUCAACAGAAUCUACAACCAUGGAACCUGAUGCUGAACUACAAUCAACACCAGAAUCAGUGGAAAAGACAUCCGAUUUAAUGGAUGAACAAAAACCUGAACAAUCACCGGAAGAAGAGAAUGAAACAAAACCUGACGAUCAAAUGGAACAGACACCAGAAUCCGAAGAAGGUCCACAACAAGAACAACAAAAACCAGAAGAAAUACCCGAAUCUGAAGAGGCUCCUGUUGAACAACAAUCACAAGAUAUUCCAGCUAAUGAACAAAUAGAACCAAGAGCUCAAGAACCGGGAACCAAAACGCCAUCCUCAGAACAGCCUAUCGAACAAGAAUCAGAAACCAAUUAUCCAAAUGAGCCACAAUAUCCACAAACAAAUAAUGAUCCAUCGUAUAUGGAUCGUGUUCAACAACAACAACCAAUUGAACAAUCCAUAGCUGAUGAAAAUAUUGAUCUUCAGCCUGUUCAACAACAACAAAAGCCCUUACCACAAGAAAAUGAAAAUUUCAAUGAAAAUGAUCCAUAUAGUAAUAGUGGUGGUGAUGCAGCCAAUCAAUUCUAUCCACAGCCAUCAUCUGGUGAUGGAAUUCAAUGUACGAAAAAUGGAUUUUUCCGUCAUCCAAAUGAUUGUGCGGCAUUUUAUCGAUGUCAUGAAGGUCGACGAUUCGAUUUCCGUUGCGGACCAGGUACCUAUUUCGAUGAACGCUAUAGUGUAUGUAAUUGGCCUGAUCAAGCCUAUCCACCUUGUCCAAGUGGUGGUCAAGAAUCGAAUGUACCAUCCAAUGAUCAAGAUCAAUCACAACAAUUAGGUCAAUUUCCUUCAGAUAAUCCAUCACCACAAUAUCCAUCACAAGAACCAGUAAUUCAACAACAAAAAGAAGAACAACCAUCACAAAAUGAAUUUCCAAUUCAAGAUAAUUAUGGUCAACCAUUAUCACAAAAUCCAAAUCAAAUUGAACCGAUUGAACAGCAGAAACAAGAAAUACCUAAUGAUUAUCCACCGCCUUCAUCACCAAAUGAUAAUCAACAACCACCUGUGCCAUAUCAACCAAUGAUGCAGCCACCUACCAAAAAUUCAUAUCCACAGGAACAAGAAUCUCAACCAUUAUCUCCGCAACCACCAAAUGAUAAUCAGCAGCCGCCUACCAAAAAUUCAUAUCCACAAGGACAAGAAUCUCAAUCAUUAUCACCACCACCUCCGCCUAAAUCGAUAAAAAGUCCUCCUUCAGUUAAAAAUCCAGUAAAAAGUCCACCGCAAUCUCAAGCCCUUGCUCCUGUAAAAAGUCCCAAAAAAUCGGCACCGUUAAAAGCACCACCACCCAAAGCUCAGGCUAAAUUACCUACAAAAUCUCCAAAGAAAUCACCGCCAAAGUCGAAUAAUAGAAAUCCGAGACCAAAAUCUCAACCACCAAAAAAAUCACCGGUAAAAUCUGCUCCUUUAAAACAAAAACCAAAGCCAAAACCAAAACCAGCUGCUAAACCGAAAACUCCACCACAAAAAUCACCAGCCAAAUCUGCGCCUAUUAAGCAAUCACCAAAACCAAAAUCACCAGCUAAAAGUCCACCAAAAAAUAGUCCAUUAAAACAGAAUCCAAAGAAAAAUCCACCAUCUUCAAAGCCAAAAUCUUCGGCAUCAUCAGCAAAACCAAAACCAAAGCCUAAAACAACACAAAAACCGAAAUCACCAAUUUCACCUGCCAAAAAAGCCCGUUUACAGAAUGAUAAACCAAAUUCUGAAACGAUGAUAUCACAGCAACGUAAACGACAAGUUACACCUGCUCGUGUUUCACCAUUCAAGCCAAAUGUAAAGCCAAAAUCCAAUCAAUUACGACGACAACCAAAACAAAUAUAUGAUAAUCAACCAUCAACAUUUCAAUGUUUAACUGCAAAUGGAUUUUUCCCUGAUCCAAAUGAUUGUUCAAUGUUUUAUCGAUGUGCCGAUUAUCGACGAUUCCAUUUUGCCUGUCCACAAGGUUUAUUUUAUGAUGCAUCAUUAGAAAGCUGUAAUUGGCCGAAUAAAAUUCAACCACCAUGCCGUAAACGAUAAUUUACAAUCAUUUACAAUAACCACUAUUUUUUUAACAGAUUGAACAGAUUAAUUGAUUGUAAUUU